AUGGCGCACUUAUCCAUCUCAUUACCUGCGGUCGUGAUCAUAGCGGCACUAAUGCUGCGGCUCUCCGCUACCAGUGGAGCGACUCCGGUGAUCGGGAUGCCGGGCUGCGACACAACCUGCGGCGACAUGAGCGUGCCGUACCCGUUCGGCAUCGGCCCGGAAAGGUGCUACCACUCGGUGGGGUUCAACCUCACCUGCGACACCAGCAGCAACCCUCCACGGCUACUCCUCGGUGAUGGCACCCUCCGAGUCAUAGACAUCGACUCCGAGAUGUCCGCGGUCACCGCCGUUUAUGUGGGAGGCAUAAAGUUUGAUGCCGAUGGCAACGGCAAGUUAAGCGGCGGCCUUAGGGACGAUGGGCCCUUCGGGCUCUCAAGGUUCCCGAAUGAGCUCACACUGAUGGGUUGCAAUGUGCAGGCAACGUUGAAGAAUGGCAACAUCACCAUGAGCAGUUGUUCCUCGUUGUGCCAGGACGGCAUUGGACUCGUCGACGAGGAGCCGUUGACCAGUCCUACCAGAUCCCUCCGAUGCUCUGGCUGGGGAUGCUGCCAAGCCGACAUCAUCAUCGACCAUGAGGAGGUUGAGGGGAAGCUUGUCCCCAUCACUUCCUACGAUGUGGAGCUGAAAUGGUUGGGUUGGAACCGCAGCGCGGACAAUGAGUGGCCCGUGACGGUGUUCGUUGCGCGGAGUGCGUGGUUCGGAAACCGCUGGUUGUCUGGCGGUUUUUCGCCUACCUCACACUCCCCGUCCUUGAUGGAAGUUCCCCUUUGGAUUGGGUGGGAAGUUUUAGGCCAUGGUGUAGAAUCUCAUAAUGAGAGCGACUAUUUGUCCUUGGGAUGCCCACUGGUAUGCAAAAGCAACCACAGCCGUUGCGAAAACGGUGCACGGGGAGGAUAUACGUGCUUUUGCGAACCUGGUUACGAAGGCAAUCCCUACAUGGGCGACGGAUGCCAAGACAUCGAUGAGUGCAAGCAUCCGGAAAUUUGGUCGUGCUAUGGUAAUUGUACCAAUACGGAGGGAUGGUAUGAAUGUCUGUGCCCGGUAGGAACCCAGGGCAACCCCGGCCUGCCUGGUGGAUGUUAUAUUUCCCUUGAAGCUAGCUGCAGUAGAUCUUGUGGGGGCGUGACAGUGCCAUUCCCGUUCGGCGUAGGCCCAUCCGAGUGCUACUGGGAAGGGUUCGGCCUCACCUGUGAUGCCACAAGCAAACCCCCGAGGUUGUUGCUCCUGGACGACCAAGAGGGUACCUUACAAGUCAAUGGGAUCUCCCUCGUGAACAACACGGUACGAGUCCUCCGCACCGGCGGCGAUUCAAUCGCGGGUCCUGAAGAUGGUCUUUUCAUGGAUGUUGGGAGUAUUUUCACGGGCACCGGAGAGAGACCAUACUCGCUGUCCUCCGGAAAUGAGCUCAUCCUCGUGGGGUGCAACGUGCAAGCGACACUGUUCGGUGAUGGCAACCGGGCCAUCAUCAGUGGCUGCGCCUCCUUCUGCCCAAUCACAGAAAGUGGCAACACCACCAGCACCAACACCGGGAUAGAGCCGAUUAACGGCACCGACAAGUACUGCUACGGCAUGGGCUGCUGCCAGGCACGCAUCCCCAUUUCGGCAGGCAGCAUGCCUAAGCAUCUGGUCUUGAAAAAGUUCGACCAGAACAAUGCCCAGCAGGAGUCGCCACUCUCGUACAUGCUGAUUGCGGAGGAGGGGUGGUUCAAUCACGGGCGGGUCUCCAGUGAGGUGUUGCAGCAGCCUCCGCCAAUACCACACACCAUGGCGACAAGGAGAACAAAUCUGCAGGUUCCCAUGCUUCUGCGCUGGGAGGUUGUCAAAGGUUUACCACGAGCUAACAAAAUGAAGUCGCAAUCAAAUUGUCCUCGAGAGGUAGCACGCAAACUCUGCAAGAGCAAGAACAGCUACUGCAAGUCAGGGAACAGAGGCUACUCGUGCCAGUGCAGCGAUGAUUACCACGGCAACCCGUACGUCACCAACGGAUGCCAAGGUAGAAACAUCGUUAUCGGGGUUGCUAGUGGUGUGGGUAUCAUACUUUUGGUUCUCAUUGCUUUCUUCAUUUUAAAAUAUAUCAAGCAUCAGAGGGCACAAAUGAUGAAACGGAAGUACUUCGACCAGAAUAGGGGGCAACUAUUGGAGCAAUUGGUAUCACAAAGAGCAGAUAUUGCAGAAAGAAUGAUCAUAAAGUUGGAAGAGCUAGAGAAGGCAACAAACAACUUUGAUAAAGCUCGCGAGCUUGGCGGCGGAGGGCAUGGUAUAGUCUACAAAGGAAUUUUAUCAGAUCUUAAUGUCGUAGCAAUAAAAAAACCAAAGAAGGUAGUCCAAAAGGAGAUUGAUGAGUUCAUAAACGAGGUUGCUAUACUGUCACAAAUAAACCAUCGAAAUGUGGUUAAACUCUAUGGUUGCUGCCUUGAAACAGAAGUCCCGAUGUUAGUUUAUGAGUUCAUAUCCAAUGGAACCCUUUAUGACCAUCUUCAUGUCGAAGGAUCAAGAUCACUGUCAUGGAAUAACAGGUUACGGAUAGCAACUGAGACAGCCAAAUCCCUGGCAUAUCUUCACUCAACGGCUUCAGUACCCAUCAUCCAUAGAGACAUUAAGUCAGUUAAUAUACUUUUAGAUGACACUUUAAGAGCAAAGGUAGCAGAUUUUGGAGCUUCAAGGUAUAUUGCUGUGGAGAAAUCAGGUUUAACAACGAUGGUGCAGGGAACUAUCGGAUAUUUGGAUCCUAUGUACUUCUACACAGGGCGGCUCACAGAGAAGAGUGAUGUCUACAGCUUUGGCGUCAUGGUUGUAGAGUUACUGACAAGAAAGAAGCCGUUCUCAUAUAUCUCAUCCGAAGGUGAUGGACUUGUUGCACACUUUGCUAUCUUGUUUGCAGAACACAGUCUAUCACAGAUUCUAGAUCCUCAAGUUGUAGACGAGGGAAGUACAGAAGUCCAGGAAGUUGCCGCUCUUGCAGUAGCAUGUAUACAGUUAAAAGGAGAGGAUCGUCCAACUAUGAGACAAGUGGAGUUGACACUAGAAAGGCUUCAAUCAUCUAAUCAAGUUAUUUCAUACAAUGUGGUUGAUGAGGAAUUUGUGGAAGAUGGUAUUAAAAUAAAUUAUCCAUUGAGUCCGGAUGGAAGAAGAGGCGAGGACUAUUUCAUGGAACCACAUAACACCCCCAGUAGUUCCACUAAUUAG
Messenger RNA from Triticum dicoccoides, 3186 nucleotides. Its product is annotated as wall-associated receptor kinase 5-like. Gene Ontology annotation, biological process: cell surface receptor signaling pathway; protein phosphorylation. Bases 1 to 3186 code for a protein of 1061 amino acids. The transcript is spliced from 4 exons. Gene Ontology annotation, cellular component: plasma membrane. Lineage: Eukaryota; Viridiplantae; Streptophyta; Magnoliopsida; Poales; Poaceae. Gene Ontology annotation, molecular function: polysaccharide binding; protein serine/threonine kinase activity; ATP binding. The record is from RefSeq and is a predicted model, not a curated record.